GAAUUCAGUGAGAUAUUUAAAUAUUGUAGAAAGUUAAUAAAAUCGGAAUCAAAUCAAUAACCUUAAAAAAUGGUUCUACAAAUGCAAAAAGAAAAAGCAGUCACCCUCGAGGUAGACAAACUGACAUUCAAUGUCUUUAGUGCUGAAGAGAUCCGUAAAUUUAGCGUUUGUAAAAUAGUGAGUUCAAUAUCAUUUGAUAGCAUCGGAAAUCCUGUGACCGGCGGACUUUACGAUAUUUCAAUGGGACCAAGUUCUCGAAAUGAAAUCUGUACAACAUGUUUCAGUGCUCAAGGAGAUUGCAUUGGUCACUUCGGACAUAUCGAACUCAUCAUGCCAUGUUAUAAUCCAUUCUUCAUUAAGACAAUCGCUACAAUAUUAAAAUCAAUAUGUUUACAUUGCAAGAAACUUCAAUUUACAGAACGUAUGAAGGAGAUUGUUACACUGCAAUUGAUGUUGAUCGAUGCUGGUUAUGUAAUUGAAGCUCAAGAUUUAGAAGAUCAGAAAAUUAUUUACAUUUAUAACAAAACUUACAAGAGUGCUUUCCCUACUCUGAUGACAGAGAACAAGACAUCUGAGAAGAAACAAGAUAAAGAUUCAGAGAACUUUUUAGCUUCAAAAGAAAGAAAUGAUAAAAAUUAUAGGAAAUUGAUUAAAAAAUAUAACAAGCUACUUGAAAAUGAUCCAGUAAAUCAUUAUAACAGGACAAAGAAUUCGGAAGCUAUCAGAUUAUCAAUUAUCAACAGUACCAUCGCUUCAGUGACCACUUUAAUGUCACAUCGUUGUAUUCACUGUCAAAGGCCAUGGAAACGAAUUCGUUACUCUUAUAAAAAGUUUGUGGUUUCUGUUCCUAAAACUACUACUAACAAAGAUGAAAAUGUUCCAGAUGACACUCCAAAAACAACAACGAAAACAAUCAUCGCCAGUGAGUGUCGUGAAUAUAUGAAAGAAAUAUUCGAACAUGAUGGUGAUUUUUUAAGAAUUCUUUAUCCUGUUUUGAAAAGUGCUGGCAACGAUGACUACAAUAUUUUCUUCAUGGAUGUUGUUCCUGUUGUUCCACCAAUUUUCCGACCACCAAACCGCAUUCGUAACAAAUUAAUUGAACAUCCACAAACGAAAACAUAUUUCAAUGUUGUUCAAGCAAAUAACCAACUGAGAUUUAUUCUCGCUUUGAAGAAAUCUGAUGAAGACGACAUUUUCACAACGAAUGCAAUUCGACAAGAAGCUGAAAAUAUGUACAAAGCAGCUCGUGGUGACAGUGCACAAGAGAAGAUUUAUUUUAAAUGGGAAGAACUUCAAAAUGCUGUUGAUAUGACGCUUGACAAGACGUUGGCCAAUAAUCGUCAGAAUAACGACAUUUCUGGACUCAAACAACUGAUUGAAAGGAAAGAAGGCUUAAUUAGAAUGAAUAUGAUGGGAAAGCGUGUCAAUUUCGCUGCUCGAACUGUCAUCACUCCCGAUCCAAACAUCAACAUUGAUCAAAUUGGUGUUCCUGAAGCAUUUGCAUUGAAAUUGACUUAUCCAGUUCCAGUUACACCAUGGAAUGUUUCUCUCCUUAGAAAAAUGGUUCUCAAUGGACCAAACAUUCAUCCGGGUGCUGUUUACAUUGAAUCUGGUACUGGCUUUAAACAAGCUGUGUCGAAAGAUGAAAGUAAAAGAGAAGCGAUGGCUGAUACACUCUUCAAACCUGAACGUAAAGAUGGAAUUAAAAUCGUUCAUCGUCAUUUGAUUAAUGGAGACAUUUUACUACUUAAUCGUCAACCGACACUUCACAAACCUUCAAUCAUGGCACAUAAAGCAAGAAUAUUGAAGAAUGAGAAAACUUUUCGUUUGCAUUACUCGAAUUGUAAAUCAUACAAUGCUGAUUUUGAUGGUGAUGAAAUGAAUGCACAUUUACCACAGAAUGAAGUUGGAAGAAGUGAAGCUUAUAAUCUCGUAAACGUUGAAAAUAAUUAUCUUGUGCCUAAAGAUGGAACGCCACUUGGUGGAUUGAUUCAAGAUCAUGUCAUAUCCGGUGUGAAGAUGUCAAUGCGUGGACGAUUCUUUAGCAAAGAUGAUUAUCAUCAGUUGGUGUUUCAAGGAUUAAAUCAUAAAUGUGAAGACAUUAAAUUGUUACCACCGACGAUUUUAAAACCUGUUAAACUUUGGAGUGGAAAACAAGUCUUUUCAACGCUUGUUCUUAAUAUAAUUCCUAAGGAUAAACAUCCAAUUAAUUUAACAUCAACUGCAAAAAUUGGUUCAAAUGCUUGGCAAUCAAUGGAACGACGUGAAUGGAAAGCUGGCGGUUGUGAACUUGAAGGCAAUGAAAUGACAGAAUCGGAAGUGAUUAUAAGAUGUGGAGAGUUACUUGUUGGUGUUCUCGAUAAGAAUCAUUAUGGUGCGACACCUUACAGUUUAAUUCAUUGCAUUUACGAGCUGUAUGGUGGUGGAGUGUCAACUCAACUUCUUUCAUCAUUUUCUAAAGUUUUCACUUUCUUCCUUCAAUGGGAAGGUUUCACUCUUGGCGUUCAUGACAUUUUAGUGCUGGAAAAAGCUGACAAAAAACGAGCGAAAAUUGUCAAAGAUAGUCGGAAAAUUGGUAAGAAAGCGACAUGUCAAGCUCUUGACAUUCCUGAAGAUACGAAAGAUGAUGAACUUGUGGAACAUCUUGAAAAAGCUUAUGCAAAGGAUCCAAAGUUCCGAGCUAUUUUGGAUCGCAAAUACAAAUCAACAAUGGAUUCAUUUACAAAUGAUAUCAACAAAACAUGUUUGCCAGCUGGAUUGUUAAGUAAAUUUCCCGAAAAUAAUCUUCAGUUGAUGGUCACGUCAGGUGCUAAAGGAUCGACUGUUAACACUAUGCAGAUUUCAUGUCUUCUUGGACAAAUUGAGUUAGAAGGAAAACGUCCACCUUUGAUGAUUUCGGGACGAUCAUUGCCGAGUUUUCCAAUGUUUGAAUGUUCACCAAAAUCUGGUGGAUUUAUUGAUGGUCGAUUUAUGACAGGAAUACAACCACAAGAUUUCUUCUUUCAUUGUAUGGCUGGUCGUGAAGGUUUAAUUGAUACAGCUGUAAAGACAAGUCGUUCUGGUUAUCUUCAGCGAUGUCUCAUUAAACAUUUAGAAGGACUUACCGUGUCAUAUGAUGGAACAGUCAGAGACAGUGAUGAUACAGUGAUUCAAUUUAUGUAUGGCGAAGAUGGAAUGGAUAUCUUAAAAUCACAAUUUUUAAAGUUAAAACAAUUACCAUUUCUUCAAGAGAAUCGUAAUGUGAUUGUUGAUGAUGAUGUUCUAGCAAGUUUAAGAAAUUCACCGGAAGUUGACAUUAAAAUAAAGCAAAUUAUGAAGAAAAUUCGGACGUACAAGAAGCGACAUGAAAGUGCAACACAAAGACCGAUGAGAAGUGAGAAACGUUUAAUGAAGAAAUGUCCGAUGACAGUCACAUCGAAAUUUCCACCAAAUCGUUACUUUGCCUCACUUUCGGAAUAUACGGAAGAGAUUCUUGAGAAAUUUCUAAAGUCAAGUGAAUGCAACGAAGCAGAAGUUCGUGAUAUGUUGAGUAUAAAAAGUCUUCGAAGUCUCGCUGAUCCUGGUGAACCUGUUGGUUUAAUUGCUGCACAAUCAAUUGGUGAACCUUCAACGCAGAUGACAUUGAACACUUUCCAUUUCGCUGGUCGUGGAGAUAUGAAUGUGACUUUAGGUAUUCCUCGAUUACGUGAGAUUCUCAUGAUGGCUUCGGCAAAUAUCAAAACACCGUCAAUGGAAAUUCCUUUUCUCAAUCAAUCGUCAGAGACUUUACAAAAAACAGCUGAGAAGUUCAGAGUUCGAUUGAAUCAAGUUACAGUUGCUGAUGUGUUGGAGAAGGUAAUCGUGAAGUCAUGGAUAACUUUAAAACCUUCACGUGCAAGAAAUUAUGAAAUUCACUUCUCUUUUCUUCCCUACGAUAAUUAUAAGAAUCAAUUUAUGGUGAAGCCAAAAAUGAUUAUAAAAUUCAUGCAUGAAUGCUUUUUGUUAAGAAUGUUGAAAGCAAUUGAAAAAGCGUCAAGAGAUGUUGUGACGUUUGUGGAUAAAGAAGAAAAAGAAUUGAAGAAAGCGAAGAAGUCGAAUGAUAAUGAAGAUGAUAGAGAUGAUGAUCCUGGUCCGAAGAACGAAGGCGUUAAAGAUUCUGAUGAUAAAGGUUCAUCGUCCGAUGAAGAAGAUUUGCCUGAUGAUGCUGAUGCAACAGACGAACGGAAAAAAGCUCGACAAUUAGAUGAGAAAGACUAUGAAGAACCAGAAAGUGAUGAAGAGAAGAAAGACAUAGCAAAUGAAUCUGAUGAUGAUGACGAUGAACUUGAUUUGACGAAUGUAAAAUUGGAAGUUGAUGAAGAAUUUGAUAUUCAACAAUUGAAGAAAGAAAUUGUACCAAACAAUGCUGACGAUGAACAAUUAGCAGAGAUUGAAAGAAAGGAGGAAGAAGCAUUAGAAGAUGCAGAAGGUGAAGCUGAAAUUAUACAAUUGCUUACGAAAAAAAUUACAGCUUAUGGAAGUGGAAUGGCAGUGAAAGAUUACGUCAUUGACAAGGAAAAAUAUCGCUGGUGUCUGAUAAAGUUUGAGUGCCCAAUAAGAUUCAAGAGUAUAGACAUGACAAACAUUUUAAAGCAGCAAGCAAAGCAAGCAAUCAUAUGGGAGAUUCCAAAGAUCAAACGAGCUUUCACUCAUAAACAAAAAGAUGUUCUGGUGGUCACAACUGAUGGCAUUAAUAUCGGCGCAAUGUUUGAAUAUGAUAAGAUACUUAAUCUUAACAAACUAUAUACCAAUGAUAUUCAUGCCGUAGCAAACACAUAUGGAAUUGAAGCAGCUGCUCAAGUGAUCGUUAAAGAAGUUCAAAAUGUCUUCAGAGUUUAUGGAAUUACAGUUGAUCCUAGACAUUUGUCUUUGAUUUCUGAUUAUAUGACAUUUGAUGGAACUUUUAAGCCACUUAAUCGUAAAGGAAUUGAAUCAUCAGCAUCUCCACUACAACAAAUUUCUUUUGAGUCAGCUUUACAAUUCUUAAAGACUGCAGUUGUGGAAGGUCGUGUUGACAGCAUCAACUCACCGUCAUCUUGUCUGAUGGUUGGUCAGCCAUGUAAGACUGGAACCGGAUCCUUUGGUUUGAUCAAUGACCUAAGUUAUGUUUUGAAACCCAAAAUCUGAUUUAUUUUAUUUUUGAAGAAGUUUGAAUGAAAUAAAUUUAAUACGGAACACAAAAAUCUUUUCUUGAUUCUUUCAACUAAAGAAAAAAGAAUAAAAAUUUAAAAGGUUAAAAACCUGAAACGAAAAUAAAAAGAUUUUUGGGUAAAAUGUCAUGAAAUUUAAAACCAAAUAAACAAAACGUUUUUGAAAAG
Molecule: messenger RNA, 5336 nt
Organism: Clunio marinus
Lineage: Eukaryota; Metazoa; Arthropoda; Insecta; Diptera; Chironomidae
Source: the annotation of a GenBank genome assembly